Drosophila takahashii is the source of this 865-nucleotide messenger RNA. NCBI's taxonomy places the organism in Eukaryota, Metazoa, Arthropoda, Insecta, Diptera, Drosophilidae. The record is from RefSeq and is a predicted model, not a curated record.
CGCAGUUUAGAAUGUUAUUCCAAGGGUUUCAUCUGCUGCUAGCAAUUUUUUUGCUGAGUCUUCCUCGAGUUCCCGGCAUUUUCGAGCCCACAGACCGCAUCAUUGGUGGAAGUAAAGUAGCUAUCACAGAAGUUCCUUGGCAGGUGUCUCUGCAAUAUAAUGGCCAGCAUUUCUGCGGUGGAUCCAUCUACAGUGAAACCAUUAUCAUAACGGCUGCGCACUGUGUUGAGGAUAAGAUGACUUUGCCCCUCGACAUUCGAGCUGGAUCCUCUGAUUACCAGAACGGUGGCACUUUGGUACAAGUAGAAGCCAUCCGAUAUCAUGCAGAAUACAAACGAUUGGCCAACGAUGUUGCUGUUUUAAAAUUGAGAUAUCCUCUAACUUUUUCGGAUGCCAUCCAACCAAUUUCCUUGGCUGAGAAGAACCCAGCCGAAGGAUCGGUGGCCUUAACCACUGGCUGGGGUUCUGUUGGUUUGAUUAAUGAUACACCGCAAGAACUACGGGGAGUUCAAGUCAAGAUCGAAAAUUGGUUGUGGUGUAGAAUAAAAUAUUUUUUUGUAAUGUAUUCAGAUGACAUUUGCGCCGGAAGCGCCUUUCAAGCUAUUUGUAGAGGAGACUCCGGUGGACCCUUGGUCGUCGAUGGCAAACUGGUGGGCAUCACCUCAAGAACUGGAAACUUUUUGUGUUUGGCCUCUGGACUUUACGCGAGUGUGGCGAAAUACAACACGUGGAUUCACCAGGCAAUCGAAUCGUUUUAAUCGCAUUUUCCCCACAACAAGAUGUUGAAAAAUGUAACAAAACUUUAUUUAAACCCAAAUAAAAUUAAAUACAGUAUCAGUCAAUUAAAAUGUGAAAGUGAAAAAUA